Messenger RNA from Loxodonta africana (African savanna elephant), 5514 nucleotides. RefSeq names its product UDP-glucuronosyltransferase 1A3-like. The transcript has a single exon. Gene Ontology annotation, molecular function: UDP-glycosyltransferase activity. Lineage: Eukaryota; Metazoa; Chordata; Mammalia; Proboscidea; Elephantidae. Bases 4600 to 5505 code for a protein of 301 amino acids. The record is from RefSeq and is a predicted model, not a curated record.
CUGUAUCUGAUAAUUCCAGGAUUGUAUCUUCAUUUGGGAAAGAUUUUGAUUCUUUUGUUUGGGGGGUUGGAGAAGCUGUGAUGGUCUGCUUCUUUGAGUGGUUUGAUAUGGAUUGUUGUCUCCGAGCCAUCUCUAGGAAACUAGUUUUUCCAGAAAAUCUGCUAAAAAAAAAAUGCAGUCAGAUCCCUAACAGAGUUCUCCCUCUGGCUCAGGCUAUUCGGAUGUUAAUGAAGCCGCCUGGGGAGGGUGGAGGAGGGGACAGAGAGAUAGGAGAGUAGCACCUCAGAAUAUAGCCAGAGUUGCUUGUCUUGCUUGGAAUGACUAGUAUAUCUGAGAUUCCCGCGGGCGUGUCGCCUAUGUGUGCUGGCUGUGUGGAGAUUGCCCCCGGGGGGUCUGGCCCGCUGGAGUCACGGUCAGAUCCUCCGCUUCCAGCCCCACGCCCAGCGUCAAGGCUCCCCUGCUGGGACGGUGCACUCUCGACUCCAAAAUCAGUCGCUGCCUUCCGGGGACUUCUCAUCCCGCCAGCCGCAUUGCCGUGUCGCCUCCGCGAACCGUUUGGGCCCCCUCCCGGGGUUAGUUCAGGUGGGUGGAGCAGCUCCCCGUGGUUGUGCCGUGACCGAGUGUCCCGGCUGGGAUGCUGUUCUCCCCGCUCCAAUACCAGUCGCUGCCUCCCGGGGACUUCUCCUACCGGUUGCAUCCCACGCCGCCUGCCCGAACCAGCUGGGCCCCCUCCCGGGGUUAGUUCAGGGGGGUGGAGCAGCUCUCCGUGUUUAUGCCGUACCUGCGUCCAGUCCAAAUCCCGGCAGAACGGUUCCCCAGCUGGGACACUGCUCUCCCCGUUCCAAGACCAGUCACUGCCUCCCGGGGACUUCUCCUACCGGCUGCGUCCCACGCCGCCCGCGGAACCGGCUGGUCCUCCUCCCGGGGUUAGUUCAGGGGGGUGGAGCAGCUCUCUGUGCUUGUGCCGUACCUGACUGGUAUGCUGGCUUCAGGCUCUGAAAACAAUCGCUGCUUCCCUGUAUUAGUUCGUUCUCCGUCUCUAAAUCUGUGUUUGUUGUUCAGGGUUCGUAGAUUGUUAUGUAUGUGAUCGAUUCACUUGUUUUUCCGUGUCUUUGUUGUAAGAGGGCUCCGAGGUAGCGUCUGCCUCGUCUGCCGUCUUGGCUCCACCUCCUCUAUUUCUAGCUUUUUAAGGAAGCACCAAAUUGAUUUCCAAAGUGGUUGUACCGUUUUACAUUCUGUGGUCUAUUUCUUGACAGCUGCUUCCAUGGGUGUUGAUUGUGGAUCCACGUAAACUGAAGUCUUUGAUAACUUCAAUCUUUUCCCCCUUUAUCACGAUAUUGCUUAUUGGUCCAGUUGUGAGGGUUUUUGUUUUCUUUAUGUUGAGGUGUAAUCCACACUGAGGGCUGUGGUCUUUGAUCUUUAUCAGUAAGAGCUUCAGGGCCUCUCCACUUUCAGCAAGGAAGGUUGUUUCAUCUGCAUAAUGCAGGUUGUUAAUGAGUCUUCCUCCAAUCCCAAAGCCCCAUUCUUCUUCCUACAGUCCAGCAUCUCGAAUUAUAACAAUUAUGGUACCAAUUAUAAACAACAAUGUUUAUAGCAACAUUAUUCACAAUAGACGAAAGGUGGAAACAACUGAAAUGGCCACUGAGGUGGUUAAUGUUAUGUGUCAACUUGACUAGGCGAUGAUUCUCAGUGCUUUGGCAGCCACUAUGUAAUCACUUUUCAUUUUAUGAUCUGAUGUGAGCAGCCAAUCAGUUGAAAGGGGAGUUUCCUUAGGCAUGAGGCCUGCCUCCACAGUAUAUAAAUGUAUGUCCUGGCAAUGCUCUCAUUCUUUCUCAGCCCUGCACUCUUUUCAUUGCCGGACCUCGUUCUUGGGACAAAAGCCUGCAGAAGGCUCUGUCCUGUUGCUGACCGGCAGAAUUUUUUUUCACCAACCCUUGCAACCUCAUGAGCCAGCAGAAGCCUCUAGCCUGCCACCUGACCUACAGGUUUUGGGUUUUUCAGCCCCUGCAACCAUAUGAGCCAGCAGAGGUCUUCAGCCUAUCAUCUGGCCCAUGUAUUUGGGACUUGCCAGCCCUAACAAUUUGUCAACCAUUUCCUCAGAAUAGCAUGAGCUAUUUCCUUGAAGUAAAUUUCUCUGUCUGUAUUUAUAUACACUUCACUAGUUUUCUCCUCUGGAGAGCCCGAACUAAGACAUCCAUCAACAGAGGAACAGAUAAAGAAAAUGUGGUAUAUACAUAGGUUGCUAACUGAAAGUUUGGUGGUUGGAACCCACCCAACAGCUCUGUGGGAGAAAGAUACGGUAAUCUGUUUUCAUAGGGACUAUAGCCAAGAAAAACCACAUGGGGUUGUUCUACUCUGUCACAUGGGGUUGCUAUGAGUUAAAAUAUACUGAUGGUAUUCAACAACAACAAGAUAUAUGCACAAUGAAGUAUUAUUCAGUUAUACAGAGAAAUGAAGUUCUGAUACAUGCCACCACAUGGGUAAACCUUGAAAACUAAGUGAAAUAAGCCAGACAGAAAAGGUCAAAUACUGUAUGAUUCUAAAAUUGUGAAAUAUCUAGAAUAGGCAAAUCCACAGAGCCAAAAGAAGAUUGGUGGUUAUGAGGGGCAUGGGAAAAAAAAAAAAAAAAAAAAAAACACUCUGCAUAGCUGCAGCCAGUGCAACAUAGAAGCCAGGAGCAGAUGACCCAGUAAGCAAGUGUCAUGAAUUGAAUUGUGUCCCCCAAAAUAUCUGUCACCUUGGCUAGGCCAUGCUUCCCAAUAUUCUGUUGCUGUCCACGAUUUUGUCAUCUGAUGUAAUUUUCGUAUGUGUUAUAAAUCCUACCUCUCUUGUGUUAAUGAGGCAGGAUUAGAGGUAGUUAUGUUAAUGAGUCAGGAGUCAAUCUACAAGAUUAGAUUGUAUCUUGAGUCAAAGUCGUUUGAGAUAUAAAGGAGAGAAGGGAGCAAAGAGACAUGGGAGCCUCAUACCAUCAACAAAGUAGUGCCAGCAGCACCUGGGAUUCCUACAUUAAGAAGCUCCUAGACCAGGGAAGAUUGAUAACAAGGACCUUCCUCCAGAGCUGAGAGAGUGAGAGAAAGCCUUCCCCUGGAGCUGGCACCCUGAAUUUGGACUUCUACUUCAUAGACUGUGAGAGAAUAAAUUUCUCUUUGUAAAAACCAUCCACUUGUGGUAUUUAUGUUAUAGCAGCACUAGAUAACCAAUUCAGCAUGGUAAGAAAGGGUUAGUCCAGCAUAGGAACUGUCUAGGCAAGCGUGCAUCUGCCCCAUGGUGGAAUCACUUUUCAAUGUGUAUCUCUAAUGACAAUGACUCCCUCCCAAAGGAAAGACUGAGCUAGUCAUGGUGACCUGGGCCAGAAUGCCAUUGUUGCAGAUAACAUGGAAGUAGAAGGGUGCACUCAGUGAAAGAGAAGUUUGGACAGCCCAAGGAGCCAGCCCAGGGUGGACACAAGGAGGCAUCAGUAUCUUGUUGAGCCCACAAGGGAGUGACUUUCUGGAGAGGGCUCAGUCUCAUAGGCGUGUGACCUGUGCUCAGGAGCACCUGUGCUUGGUUUAAUGCACUACAGUUACCAACCUGAAAUUUGAACAGUGUGCCCCAAAAGUUAUGCAUCUUGUCCUGUUCUGGAAGAAUCUAUCCUUAUCAGAACUUGGGACCAGAAAUGACUUUGAAGCAAAGCCUGAACAUGAACUACAGAAUAUCAUAAAGACGAGGCUAAAGUCCAUGGCAGUCUCUGAACAGAGUAGCAGAAGUCUAGGACCUUCAGCCUUCAGACAUGGCCAGAUCUGAGGCCAGGUCACAGCUCCCUCCUGUCCCAUGGUAGCAGGCCCUGGGGGGCAGAUGUUAUCUUAAACCAUGCUGGUAUUGCUAAGGCUUACCUGUACAUUUAUGCUUUGGACAAUUGCAAGUCUCCAUGGGGUAGAUGUAACAUCCUCAACCAAUCCUUCUGUUGUCUUCAAGUCUUGAGUUCAGGGUCCCUCCAGGUAUUACUGUAUUUGAAAGCCGAGUCUUUAAGCAAUGUCUUCCUUGGACAUUACAGGAAGAUCCUGGCAUGGAAUAUGAACACAACCAGGGAGCCUACCUAUUUAGAGAAAGUAUGCUUUUUUUGGAUGUGCUCCAUGUUACCCUUCACUGGGAAGAAAGAGUUUUAAGAGCCACCAAACUGUCCCAACCAGCAGCAGGUUACAGUUGGGGUCUAGGGCACCAAUGAUGCCUCAGAGCUCAGCUACAGCCUGGUAGAAAGAACAUGGCUCACAGAGAAGUAGGAGAUGAUGGCAUGACGGAGGUGCCCACAUAUUUGCUUUAGGAAUUAGAUGAAAAAUAAGAGAGUGGACUAGAAUACUCCCCAGAGACGGCAGCUGGGUCAGAUGAGUUUUUCCAAGAUGUGGGUGGAGUGGGGUCGAUCUCCCUAGGUGGAGGCAGAAGGGCCGCCGGAGAAUGGGGUGAAAGUUUAGAUUGAUUGUGUAAUGAUUAACUUAAGGAGGAUACUCUGUCUUCCAAUUAAAUUCCAUUUUGCUAAGUGGCUUGGUGAUAAGAUAACAUGAAGGAAACUUAUGUAGUAGGCGCGGCCUGUAGGGAAAGCCAGUGGCUUUGGCUUCUGCUGAGAUGGCUGCUGGACUCUGGGUUGCCCUGUCUGCACUCAGGGUGCUGUUUCUCUUGCUGUGUGUUGAGCCCUGGGCUGAGGGUGGGAAGGUGCUGGUGGUGCCCAUGGAGGGCAGCCACUGGCUCAGCAUGAGAAAGGCUGUGCAGGAGCUCCAAGCCAGGGGGCACCAGACAGUUGUCCUCGCACCUGAGGUGAAUAUGCACAUCAAAGGAGAAGACUUCUUCACCCUGAAAACCUACGCCAUUCCGUACACCCAGGAGGAAUUUGAAGACAUCUUCCUGCGCCAGAGUCACUUGAUUUUUGAAAGUGAACAUUUCCUGAAGACAUUUCUUAAAACAAUCAUCAUUUUGCAAAAUGUGUCUGCAUUCUAUCAAAGGUCUUGUGCAAGUCUUUUGUAUAACAAGGAUCUGAUCAGGUAUCUGAAUGAUAGUUCCUUUGAUGUGGUUUUAACUGACCCUGUUCAUCCUUGUGGGACAGUGCUGGCUGAGUACCUGUCAGUUCCUGCUGUGUAUUUUUUGCGUAGCAUUCCAUGUGAAUUGGAUUUUGAGGGCACACAAUGCCCAAAUCCAUCUUCAUAUAUUCCUAGGUUGUUAACAAGGAAUUCAGACCACAUGACAUUUCUGCAAAGGGUCAAGAAUGUGCUCUACCCUCUGGCCCUGCAGUACAUUUGCAGCACUUCUUUUGCUCCUUUUGCAAGCCUUGCUUCUGAGCUCUUUCAGAGAGAGGUGUCCGUGGUGGAUAUUUUCAGCUAUGGAUCUGUGUGGCUGUUCAGAGGAGACUUCGUGAUGGACUACCCCAGGCCAAUCAUGCCCAACAUGGUCUUCAUUGGAGGCGUAAACUGUGCCAACAGAAAGCCACUCUCUCAGGUUUGUAUUGAUCCCCUUACUCAAGCAGUGUUCCAGAUGUAAGAAAUUUUU